AUGCUCAAAGUCUUCGGCUCUAGAUCAAAACAAAACCCUUCUGGCACGGCAGAGGAAGGAUGCUCGAGGAACUCUUCCAUGACACAGCUGCCACCCGAGGAGGCACAAAGACCGCGGUCAGAGUAUGGGGAGCCCCCAGGGACUCCCAAUACUCUUGUACAAGUCCCAAGCAACCUCACCAACCAAGACCUGCCCCAAGUUACCGAUGAGUCCGACGAUGAGAACUCAGAGCAAUACAAGCGUUUCUCGCCAGCUCGCAAGAUCGCGAUUGUUUCUAUCAUCUCGUACUGCGCUUUUCUCGCCCCUAUCUCUUCUACUGCAAUUCUUAUAGCCGUUCCUGAAGUUGGAAAGACUUUCGGAACCAAUGGAGAUAUCAUCAACGCUAGCAAUGCUCUUUACCUGGCAUUCAUGGGUAUCUCGUCUACAUUCUGGGGCCCAAUAAGCCAAGUUUAUGGUCGUCGUCCUAUUUUUGUGGUUAGCAGUUUGCUGUUUUGUAUUUUUACCAUCGCAACAACUGUAUCACCUGAUCUGCCAUCCUAUUUCGUAUUUCGUGUCCUCACUGCCUUCCAAGGAACAUCCUUCCUGGUUGUGGGUAGUUCUGCAGUGGGUGAUGUUUUUGAGCAACGCAAGAGAGCAACCGCAUUGGUGUGGGUGCUCUCAGGAAGCAUGGUCGGGCCUGCCAUUGGUCCAUUCCUUGGAGGUGUUGUCGUUACUUUUCGCCAAUGGAGAGUUGUCUUCUGGCUGCUGAGCGCCUUGAACGGAUUCGCCGCCUUCCUGAUUAUUUGCUUCUUUCCUGAAACGAUUCCCUACAAGUCGAGCCGCGAACUCAAGGGUCAUACCCUCCCCAAGCAGACUAAAAUGGUUAUGCAUCGCAUCUCCCCCAUCCGCGUGAUCGUCAUGCUCUUCAGGUACCCCAACAUCUUCAGCGUUGGUCUCGCCGCCGGUGCUCUCGUCUGGAACCAAUACGCCCUCCUCACCCCAAUCCGUUACAUCCUCAACCCCCGUUUUAACCUCCACAGCCCCAUCCAAUCCGGCCUCUUCUACCUCGUCCCCGGUGCCGGUUUCCUCGCAGGCAGUCUCGUCGGUGGUCGCUGGGUCGACUACUGCAUGAAGAAAUGCGUCGCCGAGCGCGGCGGCGUGCGCGUCUCCGAAGACCGCCUCAAAUCCUCCCUCGUGCAUAUCAUCCUCAUCGUCCCCGGCUGCAUCCUCAUCUACGGCUGGACCCUCGAGAAGGAAGUCGGCGGCAUCCCCGUCCCCGUUAUCGCCAUGUUUGUCCAGGGUGUCUCGCAGCUCUUCUGCAUGCCCAGUCUCAAUACCUACUGUCUCGACGUGAUGCACCAGAAGGGCCGCAGCGCCGAAGUCGUUGCCGGUAACUACGUCUUCCGAUACGUGUUUGCCGCUCUAGGCACUGGUGUCGCUCUGCCUGCCAUCGAGGCCAUCGGCGUCGGGUGGUUCAACACCCUCAGUGCUGUUUUCCUGUCUCUGACUGGCGGUCUCAUCUGGCUUACUGCUAUCUACGGUCCUAAGUGGCGUGAAGCCAUUGAUGCCAAGGAUGAGCAGAAGGCUGCUAGUCAGAAAGAGGUUUCAUGA
Aspergillus ruber CBS 135680 is the source of this 1590-nucleotide messenger RNA. RefSeq names its product putative MFS transporter. Gene Ontology annotation, biological process: transmembrane transport. Bases 1 to 1590 code for a protein of 529 amino acids. The record is from RefSeq and is a predicted model, not a curated record. Gene Ontology annotation, molecular function: transmembrane transporter activity. NCBI's taxonomy places the organism in Eukaryota, Fungi, Ascomycota, Eurotiomycetes, Eurotiales, Aspergillaceae. The transcript has 3 exons.